AUGUCAGGUGAGUCAACCCACUCGUCGUCUCCCCCGGAUCGACAGUCAACUCUCAGUCAUACGUCUGGCUGAUUGCUGACCGAUCCACUCCGUCGUGUGCUCCCGUCCCCGUUCAGCCAAACUCUCCCGCGAAGAGUUGUAAGUACCCGUACACCAUCCACACUCGCGCCGUACCUCAUCCCCCCACCCCUACUCACCCACCCCUUUUACCCCUCUCCCCCUUUCAAAAAAACAGCCGUCGUCAAAAGGAUCUCGAUGCGGCCCGUAAAGCCGGUACGGCCGCGCCCGCCGUCGACGAAGAUGGUCAAGCGAUCAACCCUCAUAUCCCCGAGUUCAUGUCGAAAGCUCCUUGGUACAUGGCCCAAACCGAGGGACCGUCGUUGAAGCAUCAAAAGGUGAGCGUAGCGUCGCGCAUGCGCUGAGUGGUUGCAGUCAGCCACAUCGCGUAGGGUACUGACUCGCUUCUUCUAUACGUGGGAAUGUACCUCAACAGAUGCUCGCGAGGGGUAAUGAUCGUGAUCCGGGUAAACUAAAAUCACGAUAUGAACGGGGUGAACGAGCGGUGAGUAACGCACACAUACACACAAUCGAGCUGGGUGACUUGCCCUUACGAACGAACGCUCACCCUACGCUCACCCUACGCUCACCCUACGCUCCACUCAUCCCUCAGGCCCCGGCAGCGAACAAGUUCCGCAAAGGCGCCUGCGAGAACUGUGGUGCCAUGACGCACAAGAAGAAGGACUGUCUCGAACGACCCCGCAAAGUCGGCGCCCGUUACACGGGCAAGAACAUCGCCGCCGACGAAAUCAUUCACAACGAUCGCGUCGGACUCAACGGUCUCGAAGGACAGGGCGAUUUCGAUGCCAAGAGGGAUCGAUGGGAUGGUUAUGAUCCGGCUUCCCAUCGCGCUGUGGUGGAGGAACAUGAGGCCUUGGAAGAGGCGAGACGCAAGUUGAGGGAAGAGGCGAUCGAUAAAGGCUCGGCAGCGGUCGAUGAUAAAGCCGUCAAGAAGGCCGCUCGCGCGGGCAAAGGCAACAAGAAGAAGCAAGACGACGACGACGAUUUUGGGUCGUCCGACGAAUCAGAGGCCGAUAAUGGGGAAGGGGACGAUGAGGACAAGUACGCUGAGGGCGCGGAUGUGGCGGGCCAAAAGGUCGAUACCAAGACGCGUAUCACGGUUAGGAACCUGCGCAUCCGUGAGGACACGGCAAAGUAUUUGAUGAACCUCGAUAUCGACUCGGCUUACUACGACCCCAAGACGCGUUCGAUGCGAGAGGCUCCCAUUGCAGGUGUACGGCCGGAAGAUGUACGUGGACAUCGCUACAUGGGUUCAUCAACGACUUGAGCUGACCACAUCACUUUCUCCGGUAGGCCGUCUUUGCGGGAGACAACUUUGCUCGCCACUCGGGAGGCGCGAUGGACGUGCAAAAACUCCAACUCUUUGCCUGGCAAUCCGAAUCCCGAGGUAACGACGUGCACCUCAACUCGAACCCGACCCAAUCCGCUCUCGUACACAAGGAAUUCAUAGAGAAGAAGGACAAACUCAAGGAGACGUCGGCGGCGUCGAUUUUGGAACGGUAUGGUGGGGAGGAACAUCUGGAGAGGGCACCGAAGGAGUUGUUGGGCGGUCAGACGGAGAACUAUGUCGAGUAUUCGAGGACGGGGCAAGUCAUCAAGGGACGGGAGAGGGCAAAGGCAAAGUCCAAGUACGACGAGGAUGGUGGGUGCUCUCAGCGCUUUUUCGUUCAGUGUGGCGGGCACAAGGAGCUGAUCUCCUCUCGUUGAUGCCUACAGUCUACCCUGGCAACCACACCUCAAUCUGGGGCUCAUGGUACAACACCCUCACGGGCCAAUGGGGCUUCGCGUGCUGUCAUUCGUCGGUCAAAAACUCGUACUGCGCCGGACAAGCCUCGAUCGAAGCCGCCAAAGCCGAAGCUACAGGAGGGUUGGGCCUCUUAUCCGCCAAAGCCCCUUCGAACGCCGCACCGACCAAGACUCUGAUGCAGAUCAAAGCGGAUAAGGACAAGGAAGAGAAGGACAAGUUGAAAGCGGCGGGAGGAACCAAGAGGAAAGCGGGCGAGGAGGCGACCGACGGAGCGGAUCGGAAGAAGCAUUUGGGUGGGGUGACGGAGGAAGAGAUGGAAGCGUAUCGCAAGUCGAGGAGACAGGACUUUGAUCCGACUGCGGAUUUCUCCGGGGAGGAGGUGCUGCCCAUGUAG
Messenger RNA from Microbotryum saponariae, 2219 nucleotides. Lineage: Eukaryota; Fungi; Basidiomycota; Microbotryomycetes; Microbotryales; Microbotryaceae. The record is from the annotation of a GenBank genome assembly.